GGGGCGGAAAUGGCGCCCGGCCUCCCCCCGUGGCCUGCGGCCCCCGCGGACUGCCUGGGCUGGCCGGGCCGCGAGCGGCUGUUGACGCAGAUUGCCGGGACCAGACAGGUGGAGCUGGGGGAAGGAGAAGCCAGAGACGACGAGGGCGCCCCGCUGCCAGAUGCAGGACAAAGGCGGCCGCGGCCCUCCUUUGUAAUCCGCUCGCCGGCGGAGGCCUGCCCUCCGGGCCGGAGCCGGAGGGGGCCGUCCCCUAGUGCUCUGGUCUCUAGGGCAAGCUAGAUAAACGGAGAGUCUCCAGGAGGAGGUAAAGGACGCUUAGCCGACUUUUAUAUUCCAGAGUUGGAACUGCGGAAAGACAUUUAAAUCAAGCGGUAUUGAAAUGGAUUGGGUUAUGAAACAUAAUGGUCCAAAUGACGCUAGUGAUGGGACAGUGCGACUUCGUGGACUGCCAUUUGGUUGCAGCAAAGAGGAAAUAGUUCAGUUCUUUCAAGGGUUGGAAAUCGUGCCAAAUGGGAUAACAUUGACGAUGGACUACCAGGGGAGAAGCACAGGGGAGGCCUUCGUGCAGUUUGCUUCAAAGGAGAUAGCAGAAAAUGCUCUGGGGAAACACAAGGAAAGAAUAGGGCACAGGUAUAUUGAGAUCUUCAGGAGUAGCAGGAGUGAAAUCAAAGGAUUUUAUGAUCCACCAAGAAGAUUGCUGGGACAGCGACCGGGACCAUAUGAUAGACCAAUAGGAGGAAGAGGGGGUUAUUAUGGAGCUGGGCGUGGAAGUAUGUAUGACAGAAUGCGACGAGGAGGUGAUGGAUAUGAUGGUGGCUAUGGAGGUUUUGAUGACUAUGGUGGCUAUAAUAAUUACGGCUAUGGAAAUGAUGGCUUUGAUGACAGGAUGAGAGAUGGAAGAGGCAUGGGAGGACAUGGCUAUGGUGGAGCUGGUGACGCAAGCUCAGGUUUCCAUGGUGGUCACUUUGUGCACAUGAGAGGGCUGCCUUUCCGUGCGACUGAAAAUGAUAUUGCUAAUUUCUUCUCACCACUCAAUCCAAUACGAGUUCACAUUGAUAUUGGAGCUGAUGGCAGAGCAACAGGAGAGGCGGAUGUAGAGUUUGUGACCCAUGAGGAUGCAGUGGCUGCCAUGUCUAAAGAUAAGAACAACAUGCAACACCGAUACAUUGAACUCUUCUUGAACUCUACCCCUGGAGGUGGCUCUGGAAUGGGAGGUUCUGGAAUGGGAGGCUAUGGCAGAGAUGGAAUGGAUAAUCAAGGAGGAUAUGGAUCUGUUGGGAGAAUGGGAAUGGGGAACAACUUUAGUGGAGGAUAUGGCACGCCUGAUGGUUUGGGAGGCUACGGUCGUGGUGGAGGCAGUGGAGGUUACUAUGGGCAAGGUGGAAUGAGUGGUGGUGGAUGGCGUGGGAUGUACUGAGGACACCACCAACAACGUACAAGUCCUAACAUCUGGUCUACUAGACUUUCUUACAGAUUUCAUUUCUUUUGUAUUUCAAGAACUUUAUAAUGACUGAAGGAAUGUGUUUUCAAGAUAUUAUUUGGUAAAGCAACAGGUUGUGAUGGGAAAAUCUGUUUUCUGUAGGUUUUAUUUGUUGCAUACCUUUGACUUCAAAUAAAUUUUUAUAUUCAAACCACUGAUGUUGCUACUUUUUAUAUAUAGGUACUCCUAAAGCUUAGCUGCCUUCGUAAGGUUUUUACUGUUAGCUCAAAAAAGUAGCAUAGUGCAAUGUUAGAGGGUUAGACUGCAAGUCUUAAUAUGCAGGCAUCUGAGAUGGAGCUUGAGUAGUUUAACUUCUCUCCUGGACACACAGUAAAUAAAAAGCUUACAGGAAUAUAAAUUAAGCUAAUUCUGUAUUCUCUUUUCAUUUCAAUCUCAUUUAUCAAGCAUAGCUCUGAAUAAUCUGUGAGGUAUCUGGAUUCUAAAUAUUUAUAAUUGUGUUAUGAAUUAUGAACCCAGGGAUUGGAGUAUUAGUUGAAAUUAUAGCCCUAGAUUUUAAAGUCCUCAUAGCACUUGACCAUAAUACAAAAAUGUUCCCAAAAUUUGAGUUUGUUGGAGUAGCUUACAAACUCAGUGCAAAUACACAGGUAUUUACUAUAGGUGUAUUCUUGUGUUUUUGGUUUCUCACCCAAGAAAACAGGGUUUUUCAUUGUGUAAAUGACUACAUUUAGGAAAAUUGUAAAACAAUGCUGCAGCCGGAUUUUGCAUCUGAUACUGGCUUUGAGUAGUUAGAUGCCCUGUGUAGCAAGAAAAGAUGCUUUCUAAUUAUCACUUUGAUCAAUAUGGCUUUUCCCCAAAUUGGCUAAUGGAGCAAAAUGAACAUGUCAAUGUGAACUCUGUUAUUGUUUUUGCUAGAAAUGUUAUUCAUGUAAUAAAUGUCAACAUGGGAGAUAAAGGAAUGUUGUCUGUCC
Molecule: messenger RNA, 2409 nt
Organism: Psammomys obesus (fat sand rat)
Lineage: Eukaryota; Metazoa; Chordata; Mammalia; Rodentia; Muridae
Gene: Hnrnph3
Product: heterogeneous nuclear ribonucleoprotein H3
Exons: 10
Coding region: 380-1417 (345 amino acids)
Biological process (GO): regulation of RNA splicing
Cellular component (GO): nucleoplasm; ribonucleoprotein complex
Molecular function (GO): RNA binding
Source: RefSeq, a predicted model, not a curated record